Molecule: messenger RNA, 1286 nt
Organism: Vitis vinifera (wine grape)
Lineage: Eukaryota; Viridiplantae; Streptophyta; Magnoliopsida; Vitales; Vitaceae
Exons: 4
Coding region: 183-851 (222 amino acids)
Source: RefSeq, a predicted model, not a curated record
GACCCGUACUGAAUCCGACCAUUUGAAACAAAUCUCAGACCCGCGACGGACGGGUACCCAAAAGCCACCGCAUGCCAUGGGUUGGCGUGAACAAAAGUGGAAGCUAAGCAUAAAGCGACGGAGGAUAGAAAAACGGAAAUUUUCAUUCACCAAACGAAGCAGAGGAUAAAAGAAACUGGAAAAUGUAUCAUCCUACCAGAGGUGGCGUUCGCGGUGGACGAGAUCAAUUUAAGUGGGAUGAUGUCAAGGUUGAUAAACACCGAGAGAACUAUCUUGGUCACAGUAUCAAGGCCCCUGUUGGAAGAUGGCAAAAAGGGAAAGACCUACACUGGUAUGCCAGGGAUAAGAAAUCUGAGAGUUCAGAUAUGGAGGCUGCAAAAGAAGAGAUAAAAAGGAUCAAGGAACAGGAGGAACAGGCCAUGAGAGAAGCUCUUGGUUUAGCGCCUAAACGUGCUAACCGACCUCAAGGUAACCGACUAGAUAAGCAUGAGUUUUCGGAACUUGUGAAGCGAGGCUCUACUGCAGAAGAUUUGGGUGCAGGCCAUUCUGAAGCAGCACAUGUUCAAGGUCUUGGUUUUGCGAGAGCACCCCGUAAUGGGGAAGAAUUUAGUUCUCUUCAACCAAGCCCUAGAGCUGCAUUACCCGAGAAAGUGGAUGUUGCUGUGCCCAAUCCAACAACACCAAACACCAAAGAAGAAUUAGAGGAUGAAAACUACCGAAAGAAAAGGAGGCGUGAAGAGAAGAAGCAUGAGAAACAUGAGAAGCAUGAAAGACGUGAGAAGCGGCAUUCUCGGGAUGACGAUGACAGGAGGAAGCGCAAGAAAGACAAAAGAAGACAUGACUCUGAGUGAAGAUUGAUCUCAAGCAAACUGUGUACUAUUCCUCUCUUGUUUUUCUUUUCCUCAUCAAGUAGAAACCUCUAUUUUUAGUGCACCUUUUAGAUGGGAUUUUGUGAUGUACUGUUGCUUGGGAUAUAGAUUGUGGACACCCCUGAUAAGUCUCUUAGGAUAAAAAAGCCUGGAAAGAAAAAGAUGAUAGUCACCACAUGUAGUUGAGUUAUUUGGUGGUGAACAUAGGAGUCAGUGCAUGAUUAGUGAGAAAGCAGGCUAGACUUGGCAGAUAUCGACUGCUUGCAACGCACAGAAGCACAAAACUUGAGAACGCCAGAGUUGAUUACCACUAUCAGGUGAGCUACAACAUUAUUUUGUAUUUGUUUUUGUCAAUACAAUGACAUUGUCAACUGUUUAUUAAAUGAAAAAAUAUGCCUUUAUCACAUUGAUUUAAAA